GCAGCAAAACUGCUGUACUUAUAAUGUGGAAGUGGUUUGAAAAGGUGAUUUUGUAUUAAUAAGCUAAGUGAUUAGUAUUUACCAUUUAGUACUCUCGCUUACAUUAUUUUUUUCCUUCUUUUUGGGUAAACUCAGGAGUAUUCUCGCAUACUUUAAUACCCCUUCGACUUCUGGCCAGUGAUUGUGAUAUAAAAGCAUAUCCAAUAUUAUACAUAUACCUCAUCAUAUCUAGAAAAGAAGAGACCACCUCCUCUCUUCCCCCCGACCCACCGUCGCCUGAAAAUGAACCCCAUUGUCACAACCCUCCAAUACUGGCUAGUGAACCACCCAACCAUCCUCCACUUCUCAUGGACUCCGGGUCUAACCCCUGCCUCCACCCUCUUCCUCUUCCUCACCCUCCUCUCCUACCUCUCCCUCACCUUCCUUCUCUCCCGCCGCCUUAUCCCACUCCCUUCCCUUGGUCCCAGCCUCCUCAAACCCAUCUCCGCCCUCCACAAUCUCGCCCUCCUCCUCCUCUCCCUCGUCAUGGCCGUCGGUUGCACCCUCUCCAUCAUCACCCACACGCCUCACCUCCACUGGAUCAUUUGUUUCCCUCCACACACCCCUCCCUCCGGGCCCCUCUUUUUCUGGGCCUACGUCUUCUACCUCUCCAAGAUUCUCGAAUUCGUCGACACCCUCUUGAUCAUUCUCAGUAACUCCCUCCAACGGCUCACCUUCCUCCACGUCUACCACCACUCCACAGUCCUGAUCAUGUGCUACAUUUGGCUGCACACCUCCCAGUCCCUGUUCCCAGUAGCGCUCGUGACCAACGCCUCGGUGCACGUGGUCAUGUACGCCUACUACCUAUUGUGCGCCAUCGGAGUGCGGCCCAGGUGGAAGCGCCUGGUCACGGAUUUCCAGAUCGUGCAAUUCGUGUUCAGCUUUGCGGUUUCAGGUCGGAUGCUCUACGAGCACUUCACCGGAUCCGGAUGCUCCGGGAUCUGGGGUUGGUGCUUCAACGCCGUUUUCAAUGCCUCUCUUCUGGCUCUCUUUCUGGACUUCCAUGUUAAGAGUUAUGCGAAGAAGAAAAAGAUGGAUCAAAAGGACAAACGGUCGUGAUUGUUUGUUGGACGGUCACGAUUGAUUGGAAUCCUUAUCUUUGAUUGAGAAACAAAUGUCGUUUUGGAAAUGGGUUCAAUUCUCUAUAUGAAUUGUGUGGUU
Messenger RNA from Juglans microcarpa x Juglans regia, 1200 nucleotides. RefSeq names its product elongation of fatty acids protein 3-like. Gene Ontology annotation, biological process: fatty acid elongation, saturated fatty acid; fatty acid elongation, polyunsaturated fatty acid; sphingolipid biosynthetic process. Gene Ontology annotation, molecular function: fatty acid elongase activity. Gene Ontology annotation, cellular component: endoplasmic reticulum membrane. The record is from RefSeq and is a predicted model, not a curated record. NCBI's taxonomy places the organism in Eukaryota, Viridiplantae, Streptophyta, Magnoliopsida, Fagales, Juglandaceae.